AUGGCUGCAGUUAAUCUCUCUCCCACCCCCUCGUUCACCCCCUCGUUCACCCCCUCGUUCACCCUCUCGCCCGAAACCCCUGCGCUUGGACCCUUUCCACCUUCGGCAGACCACUCCUUCCCUUUCCAAGAAAACUGUUUAUCAUUUCGCUCCCUCCCCUCCAUCCCACCAGUCAACCCACCACCAGUGGCUGCUUCCCCUUGUCUCUGGGCUGCUUCCCCUUGUCUCUGGGCUGCUUCCCCUUGUCUCUGGGCUGCUUCCCCUUGUCUCUGGGCUGCUUCCCCUUGUCUCUGGGCUGCUUCCCUUUGUCUCUGGGCUGCUUCCCCUUGUCUCUGGGCUGCUUCCCCUUGUCUCUGGGCUGCUUCCCCUUGUCUCUGGGCUGCUUCCCCUUGUCUCUGGGCUGCUUCCCCUUGUCUCUGGGCUGCUUCCCCUUGUCUCUGGGCUGCUUCCCCUUGUCUCUGGGCUGCUUCCCCUUGUCUCUGGGCUGCUUCCCCUUGUCUCUGGAAUGUUGCAGGCUCAUCACUUCCUUCCAUUCGCUCCCUCUGCUCCAUCCCACCGGUUGAACUACAGAAUGUGCCUGCUCCAGCAGUCAAACCAUCACCACCACCAGUGCCUGCUGCGCUAUUUACUUGCGCUGCUGCGCUAUCUACGUGGGCUGUUGCGCUAUUUACGAGGGCUGCUGCUGUUGCGGGCUCAUCACUUCCCUCCAUUCGCUCCCUGUGCUCCAUCCCACCAGUCGAACCACGGAGUGUGCCUGUUCCAGCAGUCAAACCAUCACCACCACCAGUGGCUGCUGCGCUAUUUACGCGGGCUGUUGCGGGCUCAUAA
This is a messenger RNA of Closterium sp. Yama58-4, 828 nucleotides long. The record is from the annotation of a GenBank genome assembly. Lineage: Eukaryota; Viridiplantae; Streptophyta; Zygnematophyceae; Desmidiales; Closteriaceae.